AUGCGUGUGUAUAACAGAGUUGCUAACGAUAAAAAAGAAUGUUUGACUGUCUUAGUCAACGUUUCUGCUGGUGGCGAAAUCGCCCCACCCAUGGUACUGUAUCCAUACAAACUACUCCCAAAAAACGUGGCACUGACUAUACCGCCUGAAUGGGGUGUAGGAUGCACGGAGUCAGGGUGGAUGAACAUGGACGCCUUUUACGAAUACGUGGUGAAUGUAUUUUACGAGUGGCUGCUGGAAAACAAAAAAAAAACAAUGCAAGUCGCUUUAUUCAUGGAUGGCAACACCUCACACAUUUCGCUGCCACUAAGUCUUUUUUGCAAAGAAAAAGGAAUAAUACUGGUAGCAUUACUACCAAAUUCGAAUCAUUUACUCCAACUACUGGAUGUCGGAGUAUUUCCAUCAGUUAGGGUCACGUGGAAAAAUGUUGUGCACGAGUUCAGAGUAAAAAAUAAUCGCGCCAAAUUAAAACGCGUAGAUUUCGCUGGAGAAGUAAAAAAAUGCUUUGAAAAAAGCCUUAUAGCAGAUACAAUCAAAAACAGCUUUAAAAGCGCUGGAUUAUUCCCAUUCGAUGCCAACAAUAUUGAAUUUUCUAAGGUCAUGCGUCAAACAUCAGGCAACAUUAAGUAA
Molecule: messenger RNA, 630 nt
Organism: Parnassius apollo (apollo)
Lineage: Eukaryota; Metazoa; Arthropoda; Insecta; Lepidoptera; Papilionidae
Source: the annotation of a GenBank genome assembly